Molecule: messenger RNA, 1964 nt
Organism: Cornus florida
Lineage: Eukaryota; Viridiplantae; Streptophyta; Magnoliopsida; Cornales; Cornaceae
Product: AP2-like ethylene-responsive transcription factor AIL1
Exons: 9
Coding region: 1-1779 (592 amino acids)
Biological process (GO): regulation of DNA-templated transcription
Molecular function (GO): DNA-binding transcription factor activity; DNA binding
Source: RefSeq, a predicted model, not a curated record
AUGAGUAAUUGGUUAGGGUUCUCUCUGACUCCGCACCUGAGAAUGGAUGAUGAUCAUGAAGCUUUUGGGAGAGAAGACCAAGGACCAAAUUGUUUCUCUCCUCACUUGUCUGUCAUGCCUUUGCGCUCUGAUGGCUCUCUCUGUGUCAUGGACCCUUUCAGGCGCUCUGAUGGUGGUGAAGAUUGGAGAUUUGAGAACAGUAUGGGUGCAAGUGAUCCAAACACAGAGGGACCAAAGCUGGAAGAUUUCUUGGGUUGUUGCUACACAAACUCUGCUCAUGAAGACACCAAAGUUUAUAGCCAAACAAGAGAAGAUAGAAUCAAUGUUAAUGCACCACCAAACUUCAAUAACACUACUAAUGGUGGUGGAGAGAUUGAAAGAGGAGAGUCUACUCUCACUGACCCAUCUCAAUUGAUCCAACCUUACCAUUACAAUGACAACCCACAAAGUAGUACUAUGAUCCAAACACCCCAAAUCCAGAGCUGCCAUCCAAACACCAACCAUGGUAAUCACAUCUACCAUGUACCAUUUGAUCAUAAUAGUGCAGCUAAUUCAGUUUCUGAGUUCAAGUCAUGGUUGCGCCAAACACCAUUCUCAGAGGAGAAGCCUUUGGGUGAAGCAAGUAAGAGUAAUUUCCAGUCUCUGUCACUAACCAUGAGUCCAAGUCAGCCCCCGGGUAUGGUGGUGACUCCGGCUUUGCCGCCCACGGAGGGCCUAAAACGGCCGGCCGGAAAAAUUCGGGUUAGAGAACCAGUUGUUCGGAAAUCUAUUGAUAGUUUUGGCCAAAGAACUUCUAGGUACCGAGGUGUCACGAGGCAUCGAUGGACUGGAAGAUAUGAGGCCCAUUUGUGGGACAACAGUUGCAGAAAAGAAGGACAAACAAGGAAAGGAAGGCAAGUAUAUCUGGGUGGCUAUGAUAAGGAAGAUAAAGCAGCUAGAGCUUAUGAUUUGGCUGCCUUGAAGUAUUGGGGUCCAGCUACUCAUAUUAAUUUUCCUCUAAGCACAUAUGAAAAAGAGGUUGAAGAGAUGAAGAACAUGACCAGACAAGAGUUUGUUGCCAACCUAAGAAGGAAAAGCAGUGGAUUUUCAAGAGGGGCCUCUAUGUACAGAGGAGUGACUAGACACCACCAGCAUGGAAGGUGGCAAGCUCGAAUAGGCAGAGUUGCAGGCAACAAAGACUUGUACCUCGGCACAUUCAGUACACAAGAGGAGGCUGCUGAGGCCUAUGAUAUUGCAGCAAUUAAGUUCAGGGGAACCAGUGCUGUGACCAAUUUCGAUAUCAGCAGGUACGACGUGAAGAGAAUUUGCUCAAGCUCGACUCUCAUAGCCGGUGACCUUGCCAAACGUUCCUCCAAGGACUCUGCUCCGACUUCGCUAGAGGACUACAAUUCAUGUGCUUCAUCGGCUUCUCCACAACCACCUAUCCUUGCCAUAACAAAUGGUGAACCCUCUGUUGAUCAAUUGACUGAGAUGGUGUGGAAUGCCAACGCCGAGAUUGAAAAUCAGCAGCAACAGAAUACAAAUGCCAACAAUGAGCUAUUGGCGAUCGGCUCAAGCAGUGCAAACUCAUCUGCACCGGGAAGUCCAAAGGGGCAGGGCGGAUUGAGUGGUGAGUUUGGAGUUGGAGGAGAUUUCUCCGAGGCCUAUUUCUCGUUGCAGGGACCGAAGUAUGGAGAUGGCAACAAUGGGAGUGUUGGUGUUCAUGCGAGCGCCAAUCGGCUAGGGAACAAUUUGGGUUUGGUUCAUCAGGUCCCCAUGUUUGCACUGUGGAAUGAGUGAGACUGAUAAGGGUGGAUGUAGGUUUAGGAACACAGAUCAAUUUUAGAGAAAGUGGCUCACAGAAAGAAGGAAGGUAGUUUUGCUUGUUUUGACAUGGCUAGACUCUGACAUUCUUAGGUGUAACAUACCCCAUGUUUGUUUAACUGAUUUUGAUGUUUCUUAGACAAAUCAGAGGAAGAUGGAGA